CCUGAAUUAAUUUCCGAAAGCUGUGGAGAAGCAGAAGACUGAAGCAAGCGCGCAGUCGUUUCUCCGCUGAUAAAGCUGUUCGUGUGUGUGUGCGUGUGUGUGAGUUUGUGUGUGUCUGUGCCUGUGUCGUUCGUCAGUAGGGGGCGCUUAUCCACUCGUUAAGCUCGCUGGUGACGUCACGCACUCUCUCUCGCCGCUCGCAGCGCAACAGAGUAUCGGAGCGAGCGCGAUACACGGAGAGAGAGCAUGGGGCGCGCGGAUCGGCUGGAAUAAGAAACAUUUCCCAACACUUUCAAAAACUUUCUCAACUCGGCCGACAGAUAUGGAUACCAUCAUUUUGGGCAUUUUACUCCUGCAUACGGCGUUUGGAAGCGCAGGAGCCCAGUACACACCCGCUCAAAUGGGACAUGCGGAGAAAGGUGGCUGCACCUUCGACGAUGGCCCAGCACAGUGCGACUACCAGCAGGAUCCUUACGACGACUUCGACUGGACACAUGUCAGCGCUCAAGAAGUGCCAUACCUGCCCUCUGACCUGCCCCAGGGCUCAUACAUGAUGGUGGAUACCUCGCAGCACGAUUAUGGAGAAAAGGCUCGCCUGCAGCUGCCCGUGAUGAAAGAAAACGACACUCACUGCAUCGACUUCAACUAUCUCCUGUACUGUCCCGACGGCUCCAGCCCCGGGACGCUCAACGUCCUGGUGAAGGUCAAUAAAGGGCCGCUGGCCAAUCCCAUCUGGAACGUCACUUCCUGCACAGGCAAAGACUGGAUGAAGGCGGAGCUCGCUGUCAGCACCUUUUGGCCCAAUGAGUAUCAGGUCAUAUUCGAGGCAGAGGUGACAAACGGCAGAAGAGGUUUCAUCGCCAUUGAUGACAUCCAGGUGCUCAGUUACCCAUGCGAUAAAUCACCUCACUUUCUGCGUUUGGGGGAUGUGGAGGUGAAUGCCGGACAGAACGCCACGUUCCAGUGCAUCGCCACUGUCCGUGAUGCCGUCAACAACAAACUCUGGCUGCAGCGGCGUAAUGGAGAGGACAUUCCAGUGGCGGAGAAGAAAAACAUCAACCACAGGAAGUUUGCAGCCUCUUUCCGACUGAGAGAAGUGACUAGUCAGGACCAAGAUCUCUACCGCUGCGUCACCCAAUCAGAGAGAGGAUCUGGCGUCUCCAACUUUGCUGGGCUCAUUGUCAGAGAGCCUCCAAGACCCAUUGCUCCACCUCAGCUGCUGGGUGUCGGGCCCACGUACCUGCUAAUCCAGCUAAACGCUAACUCCAUAUUUGGGGACGGCCCCAUCAUCCUGAAGGAGGUGGAGUACAGGAUGACAUCCGGAAGCUGGACAGAGACCCACGCCGUCAACUCGCCCAAUUACAAGCUGUGGCACCUGGAUCCCGACACAGAGUAUGAGAUCCGAGUGCUGCUGACCCGUCCGGGAGAGGGGGGAACCGGACAGCCCGGGCCGCCUCUCAUCACCAGAACCAAGUGUGCAGAACCCAUGCGGACACCCAAGAAUCUAAAGAUCGCAGAGACGCAGGCACGCUUCAUCGCCGUGGACUGGGAGUCGCUGGGCUACAACAUCACUCGCUGCCACACCUUCAACGUCACCAUCUGCUACCACUACCACAAAACCCCCAACCAGAGCAAGGCCGACUGCCUGGAGAUGGACCCCAAAGCCCCCCGACACGUGGUGGGCAACCUGCCGCCCAACACCAAUGUCAGCCUGAAGAUGAUCCUCACCAACCCGGAGGGACGCAAAGAGAGCGACGAGACCGUGAUCCAGACGGAGGAGGAUGUGCCCGGUCCAGUUCCCAAGGAGUUUGUGAGAGCGACUCCAUCUGAGGAUAAGAUCUCACUGCAGUGGAAAGAGCCUCUGGAGCCCAACGGCAUUAUAACCCAAUAUGAGAUCAGCUACAGUAGCGUGCAUUCAUUCGACCCGUCAGUGCCAUUGCUGCGGCCGCCUGUUCUGGUGUCAUUACCGUGGAACACGUCACGUCACAACUUCACACAGCUGCACCCUGGAACCACCUACCAGUUCCUGAUCCGGGCCAGUACCAGCAAGGGAUACGGACCCCCAACCACACUCAACGUCACCACCAACAUAUCAGCUCCUACUCUAGAGGAGUAUGACGGGUCGGAGGCGUCCCUGAACGAGACGGCCACCACCAUCACGGUCCUGCUGAAACCUGCCCAGGCUAAAGGAGCUCCUAUCAGUGCCUAUCAGAUUGUCGUGAGGGAGAUAAACCCACACCGUGCACGGCGGGAGGCCGGCAGCGGGGAGUGUUACCGUGAGCCGGUGUCCUAUCAGAACGCCGCCAGCACCGGGCUGCCGUAUUACUUCGCGGCGGAGCUCCCGCCCAGGAAUCUCCCAGAACCGCUGCCGUUUACUGUUGGAGACAACAAGACGUACCACGGCUACUGGAACGCCCCACUCGCGCCUCGCAAAAACUACAACAUCUACUUUCAGGCGGUCAGCAGUGUGGAAAAGGAAAGUAAAACACAAUGUUUGAAACUGGCAUUUAAAGGGGCCACAGAGGAGCCGGAAGUGAUUCCAGACCCGGCCAAACAGACCGACCAAGUGGUGAAGAUUGCCGGCAUCAGCGCUGCCGUCCUGGUCUUCAUUCUCCUGGUGCUCGUGGCCAUCCUGCUGGUGAAGAAAAGGAGGAGCUACUAUUCGUACUCAUAUUACCUGAAGCUCGCCAAGAAGCGUAAGGACGCCAUCGGAAACACCCGUCAGGAGAUGACGCACAUGGUCAACUCCAUGGAUCGCAGUUAUGCGGACCAAAGCACACUGCACGCUGAGGAGCCCAUGUCCGUCACCUUCAUGGACUCGCACAACUUCAGCAACCGCUUGCCUAAUGACCCUCUCGUGCCAACAGCUGUAUUAGAUGAGAACCACACAGCAGCGGCCGAGAACAGCAGACUGCUGGACAUCCCGCGGUACCACUGCGAGGGCACAGAGUCGCCCUAUCAGACCGGACAGCUCCAUCCUGCCAUACGGGUGGCCGACCUGCUGCAGCACAUCAAUCUGAUGAAGACCUCCGACAGUUACGGCUUCAAGGAGGAGUAUGAGAGCUUCUUUGAGGGUCAGUCUGCUUCCUGGGAUGCAGCAAAGAAAGAGCAAAAUCGAACGAAGAAUCGAUACGGGAACAUCAUUGCAUACGAUCAUUCUCGAGUGAUCCUGCAGCCAAUGGAAGACGACCCGUCCUCCGACUACAUAAAUGCCAACUACAUUGAUGUAAGUGGCGAUGCCGCCUCCUCCUCCAUUGGCGAACGUGUGAGAAACGUCUCUCCCUCCCUCAUUUGGCUGUACAGGGAUGGAUAUCAAAGGCCCAGCCAUUACAUUGCAACUCAAGGCCCUGUCCAUGAGACGGUGUACGACUUCUGGAGGAUGAUCUGGCAAGAGCAAUCAGCCUGUAUCGUCAUGGUAACCAACCUAGUGGAGGUGGGCCGGGUGAAAUGCUAUAAGUACUGGCCCGAUGAUGCUGAAGUUUAUGGAGAUUUCAAAGUGACAUUUGUGGAGGUCGAGCCACUCGCAGAAUACGUUGUCAGGACUUUCACUCUGGAGAGGAGGGGGUUUAAUGAGGUGCGAGAGGUAAAGCAGUUUCAUUUCACUGGCUGGCCCGAUCAUGGAGUACCAUAUCACGCAACGGGACUGUUGUCAUUUAUCCGACGAGUUAAGAUGUCUAACCCUCCCACCGCUGGGCCUAUCGUCGUCCACUGCAGUGCGGGAGCCGGCCGGACAGGAUGUUACAUCGUGAUUGACAUCAUGUUGGACAUGGCAGAGAGAGAGGGGGUGGUGGACAUCUACAACUGCGUCAAAGCUCUGCGCUCCAGACGAAUCAACAUGGUUCAGACUGAGGAGCAGUACAUUUUCAUCCACGAUGCCAUCCUGGAGGCAUGUCUGUGUGGCGAGACGGCGAUUCCCGUGUGCGAGUUCAAAGCCGCGUACUACGACAUGAUCCGCAUCGAUUCUCAGAGCAAUUCCUCCCACCUCAAAGACGAAUUCCAGACGCUGAACUCAGUGACCCCUCAGCCUCAGCCUGAAGAUUGCAGCAUUGCACUCCUUCCUCGAAAUCACGACAAGAACCGCUUUAUGGACAACCUCCCUCCUGACCGCUGCCUGCCCUUCCUCAUCACCAUCGACGGAGAGAGCAGUAACUACAUCAAUGCAGCGCUCAUGGAUAGCUACAGGCAGCCGGCCGCGUUCAUUGUGACCCAGCAUCCGUUACCCAACACCGUCAAGGACUUCUGGAGGCUGGUGUAUGAUUAUGGAUGCACCUCCAUCGUCAUGCUCAACGAGAUCGACUUGGCUCAGGGUUGUCCUCAGUACUGGCCGGAGGAGGGGAUGCUAAGAUACGGCCCUGUACAGGUGGACUGCAUAUCCUGCUCUAUGGACUGUGAUGUCAUUAGUCGUCUUUUCAGGAUAUGCAACCUGACCCGGCCCCAGGAAGGUUACCUGAUGGUCCGUCAGUUCCAGUACCUGGGAUGGGCGGGUCAUAGGGAAGUCCCUGCCUCCAAGCGCUCAUUCCUCAAACUGAUCCUCCAGGUGGACAAAUGGCAGGAGGAAUGCGAGGAAGGCGAUGGUCGCACUAUUAUACACUGCCUGAACGGAGGCGGCCGCAGUGGGAUGUUCUGUGCCAUCAGUAUUGUGUGUGAAAUGAUAAAGCGCCAGAACGUUGUUGACGUCUUUCAUGCUGUGAAGAGUCUGAGGAACAGCAAGCCCAAUAUGGUGGACAGCCCGGAGCAGUAUCGCUUUUGCUAUGAUCUGGCUCUGGAGUACAUCGAGACGUCGUAAUGGAGACGUCAUCUCAUACGGACUCAUGUGUUUGUUUCUGGAGCAGCGCACACUCGGUUUACUUUACAUGUGACACGGAGUGCGAGUGGCGUGUAAAUGUCUCCAUUUGUGGAUCUGUGUUGACUUUCACGAAAUUCAAGUGCCGGCCACCUGGUCGAGGUCAUGUUUUUUUUUUUUUAUAUAUAUAUAUAUAUAUAAACAUUUUUUAUUUUUCUAUUUUUUUUUGUGCAGCCAUUUGAAACACUAAGCCCGAGCUGUUGCAUGCCGAAGACACUCUUUAUUUCUUUGUGUCUAUCACUGUUCCUGUUAAUAAACAUAUAUAGUAGUACUCGUGUAAAUGGACAUUGUUUCGAAAGGAAAGAGCAAACAUGUUUAUCCACUGAUGGAGAGCGUGUAACUUUGGCUCGAGAAGACUGCGUUCCGCACUAAAUGGCUGGCUUAUUAUGUGUUCUUUUGUUUUUCGGUAGCAGACGAUGACCAUAAGCCAAAGACUUGUGUAAAUAUGUCUAUAGGGAUGAAGCACAUUGUUUGUAUUUAUUGUUUACUUGCAUUUUUGAAAGCUCAAAACAAUCAUUAUCAUUCCCCGUUUAGCCGAAAUUUUCACUGCAGACACUCUUUGUAGAUUUUUAUGUACCAGACAGAUUUAAGUAGUGUUAUUUUUUGUUGUAUUUGAAAAUUGUAUUUUCUUUUUUGUUUGAAAUCUUUUACAUGCUAUCGUGGUUUGUUUUACGUAACUGAUUGUGAAUUAUUCCUUUGCUGAGGAGAAAAGAGAAGAGCUCUAUUUUUUCUGAUGUUUUCACAUUUGUAUUGUGCUGGAAAUGAAAAAAAAAAACACAAACAA
Messenger RNA from Labeo rohita (rohu), 5627 nucleotides. RefSeq names its product protein tyrosine phosphatase receptor type K (gene ptprk). NCBI's taxonomy places the organism in Eukaryota, Metazoa, Chordata, Actinopteri, Cypriniformes, Cyprinidae. Gene Ontology annotation, cellular component: membrane. The coding region runs from base 323 to 4786 and encodes 1487 amino acids. The record is from RefSeq and is a predicted model, not a curated record. Gene Ontology annotation, biological process: protein dephosphorylation. The transcript has 34 exons. Gene Ontology annotation, molecular function: protein binding; protein tyrosine phosphatase activity.